GUGCCCCAUGCUGUUGCACAUGUGGAUUUGCUGUAAAGAUGGGGAAGAGACGGAAAAAUCAGGUUUUCCAUAAUUUAACUAAGAAGCAGAAAAAGCAUCUGAAGGAAUUUGGAGAGCAGCACCCUUUUGAUGACACUGUCCAGGAACGUGAAGAGAAAACACAGAUACUGAAUCUGCAACCAGACAGUCCGGAACAUCCCGCGGCGGCGAGUGACGAUGAAAGUGAGACGGAUCCCGAGCCAGAAUCCGCCUACCAAAAACUGCUGUCGACCCUGAGUCAACGUGCUGAUGAGGAGGAGGAGAGUCAGGACGAAGAAUCGGAGAGUGAAAACGACGAAGAGGAGGAAGAACAGUGUGAUGAUGACAUAGACCCUGGUGAUGGGAGUGAGGAAGAUGUGGAAGAAGAAGAAGAAGAAGAAGAAGAUGAUGAUGAUGAGGGUGAUGAUGGUCAGGAAGGUCCAAGUGAGGCACCUGAUGAGCAGGGUAAAAGUGAGGAAGAGGGGAGUGUCCCCGGUGAGGAGGCAGCAACGGGUGAGGAGUUUACAGACAAGGAGCACGAAUCCCAGUUCAGCCUGGAGACCAACUUCCUCGGGGAAGGAGAUGGAGAGCCGCAGGAGGACUCAGCAGCGCAGGAGGACCGUGAUGAGCCAUUGAUGCAGCACCUGGACACCGAGCUCAGUGAAGAGCAAGUGCAGAAGAUCGCAUCCGGCAGCAGGACCAAGACCCAGAUGAAGUGGCCAAGACUGGGGACCCUGCUUUGCAACUCCACCUUAGAGGAAUUCAGCUCCAUCGGCCCAGAGACGAGCACCAGAACACCGCAUCUCCACAAGGUCCUAGAGGCCAACUGGGUGUCCGUGAACCAGGCUGUCCUCCCCCAGGGACUGGCCCAGGACACCAGCCCACUGCAGCAGGAGCUGCUGAGCCUCAUGAGCUCCUACUGUGACGUCUACUUCCCCGAGAGCUCGCCCCUGGUGGAUGCCCAUCAGGUGCGCAGCGCCUACUGCCUGCAUGUGCUCAACCACGUGCUGAAGGCCAACGCACGUGUCCUGGCCAACAACGCCCUGCUUAGGGAGCGCAAGCCUCGGGACGAACCCCAGGACGAGCCUCGGGAUCAGGCCCUGACCAGACCCAAGGUUCUGAUUCUGGUGCCCUUCCGGGACUAUGCUCUGCAAGUGGUCCAGACCAUCAUCAGCCUGCUGGAACCCAAGGGGAAGAAGAUGGACGUCAGCCACAAGAAGAGGUUCAAGGAUGAAUUUGGGGAAGAGCCCGGAGACAGGCCGCCCAGCCUAUCCCGGCCAGACGACUACCUGGCUGUGUUCUCUGGCAAUAUCGAUGAUCACUUCCGGAUUGGCCUGUCCAUCCUGCGCCGCAGCCUGCGCCUCUACGCCCCCUUCUACUCCUCUGACAUCAUCAUCGCAUCCCCGCUGGGCCUGCGAACCAUCCUGGGAGUGGAGGGCGAGUCCAAGCGGGAUUUUGACUUCCUAUCUUCCAUCGAGGUCCUCGUGGUGGACCAGGCUGAUGUUUUCCUCAUGCAGAACUGGGAGCAUGUGCUGCACGUGAUGAAACAUCUAAACCUGCAGCCGCUGGAUUCCCACGGCGUUGACUUCUCCAGGGUGCGCAUGUGGAACCUGAACAACUGGGCCCAGUAUUACCGCCAGACGCUAGUCUUCAGUGCUGUCCAGGACCCCCAGAUCAACAGUAUCAUGUCCAAGCAUUGCUUCAACUACCGGGGCCAGGUUUCUGUGAAGAAUUUACCCAAAACCGGCUCGAUCUGUCAGGUUCUGGUGCAGCUGCCCCACGUCUUUCAGAGAUUUACCUCGGACAGUCACAUGGACCAGGACAACAGGUUCCAGUUUUUUGUGGACAAAGUGCUGCCCCAGUACCGGGACGCGGUGAUGUCGCACACCCUCAUCUAUCUGCCCUCGUACUUCGACUUCGUCCGCCUGCGUAACUACAUGAAGAAGGAGGAGAUGAAGUUCGCCAGCAUCUGCGAGUACUCAUCCAGGUCGGAGGUGUCCCGCGCGCGCCACCAUUUCCAGAUGGGCGACAUUCACUUCCUGCUCUUCACCGAACGCUUCCAUUUCUAUAAGAGAUACACUAUCAAGGGGAUCCACAACCUGAUCUUCUACGCGCUGCCCACGUACGCGCACUUUUACAGCGAGCUGUGUAACGCGCUGCGGGCAGGUGGUGCCGAGGGCGCGGCCAGCUGGAGCUGCACGAGCCUUUACUCCCGCUUCGACCUGCAGCGGCUGGCCGCCGUGACGGGCGCAGAGCGCGCCGGACAGAUGCUGCGCUCCCAGAAGUCCGUGCACCUGUUUGUGACGGGGGAGGAGUCCCUCUGACUGUAGCCUUGGGGGGGGGGGGUUCCGCUUUGACAUUUAUCAGUUCUCUUAAUUGCUGUACAUCCAAUUUCAUUCUGUCAUGUUACAUACAAAAAUAAAGGAUAACUUCUGUA
Paramormyrops kingsleyae is the source of this 2455-nucleotide messenger RNA. It is a transcript of the gene utp25, whose product is annotated as UTP25 small subunit processor component. The record is from RefSeq and is a predicted model, not a curated record. Gene Ontology annotation, biological process: maturation of SSU-rRNA from tricistronic rRNA transcript (SSU-rRNA, 5.8S rRNA, LSU-rRNA). Gene Ontology annotation, cellular component: small-subunit processome; nucleolus. NCBI's taxonomy places the organism in Eukaryota, Metazoa, Chordata, Actinopteri, Osteoglossiformes, Mormyridae. Gene Ontology annotation, molecular function: U3 snoRNA binding; rRNA binding.